Messenger RNA from Oryzias latipes (Japanese medaka), 2968 nucleotides. It is a transcript of the gene c19h10orf88, whose product is annotated as chromosome 19 C10orf88 homolog. Lineage: Eukaryota; Metazoa; Chordata; Actinopteri; Beloniformes; Adrianichthyidae. The record is from RefSeq and is a predicted model, not a curated record.
CAACGCUGGACACAGUGUCCGCGUAACACGCAGUAAAGUCCAUGCCAGAAAAAAAGACACUGAUAAACAACCGGUCACGUGUUCACCGACGUUCACAUCCUCGAGUCGCCGGCUGAUGACGUCACGCACCCAGAGCCCAUUGCCGUCCUGGGUGUUUGCGGCAGCUGACGAGCUCAAGUGUUGUCUUCAUUUACCGGUUGGAUUCUGUUUCUCCUAAAAGAGCGCCGCCCCGGUGGGGUGAAGAUGAUGGAGUGAACAGAAUACCCCUUUGUCUGUGCCCCGUCCCGCCUCCUGCCAGGUGGGGUCCCGCAUCAGGAUGGUGGACGUCUCUGUGAAGGGUGAUGCUGCUUGGGUCUGUCCGGCAGCGGGCCGUCAGCUGGCUGAGGUGUUGCUUCCUCUUCCUCUCAGUCAUGAAGAGGAGCUCAGUCAGUGGGAUGAAGAACAGGCUGAAGGAUGUGACCCCGUGCUGUUGGAGCAGGUGGAGGACGGCCGUCCUUGUGUCUUGAUGCUGCGCUGCAGCCCAGACUCCUGCACCGCCAUCCGCCGCCUGCGGCUCAUCACCGAGGCUCGAACCAUGGAGGUGUACGACCAGACCGGAGAAUACUGCGGGACGGCGCGGGGUUCUAGAACUGACUGUGUUGUUUCUGACAGCGCAGACAGGGGUCCGUUCUUCAGCAAACAGCUGCUCCUGGAGACUCCCGCCUUGGCCUGUGAAGUCAAGCUGCUCUCCCUGGCAGGCAGAAACAGUGUGUUGGUGGGCCGCAUCAUAGUGGGCCUGCAGCCCGUUAAGCCCCGCCCACUGCCCGGCUCCAGCAUAGACCUGCAGCGCGUGCAGGGUCUGGUUGAGGAGAUGGGAGCCAAACUGUCUCCAGGGGCCCAAAACCUGAUGGAGAUGGUCCAGUUUCAGCAGCAGAACUCUGGCGGCUCUCUGGGCAGCUUCCUGCCGCUCCUGAUGGGAGGAGGAGCUCUGACUGCCCUGGCUGAAGGAGGGGGGGUGACCCCCAUCAGGAGGCGGCCCCCACCUGAAGUCUCUGUGUCCUCAGACUCCAGCAGCUCUGCAGAACAAACUCCAUUAGCAGAGAACGGGGAGAAGUCAGAAGGCUCCGCCCCUCCGGCGCCCCCCCAUCUCAACGGAAACAAGAUGAACACAGAACAUGGCGUUCCGCUAAGCCCCUCCCACCUGACAGCCGUAAUGUCAGACUUCCUGAAACGGCAGGGUUGCGGCGAGGUGCAAAGCCCUGAUCUGCUGCCGGUACUGCAGAGCGUCUGCGGUCAGGUGACCAGGCUGCGGCUGGACGGCGCCUCGGCGGUUGAGAAGGAGAACGAGCUUAGAAACGGCUGCUGGAAGCUGGAUUCAGCCAUGGAGCGGCGGCUGGAGGAGAUGGAGAGGAGGCUGAAGGAGCAUCUGGACCGUCGCUUGGAUGCUCUGGAGCAGAAGCUGGAGGCCGCUCUGCUGAGUGCCCUGCCUCUGGUCGUGCUGAAGAACGGCGCAGCAGCCGCGAGCGAGCAGGUCGCCCAGACGCCGUGUGUGCAGCAAAGCUAAAGACUAACCCGUGUCGCCAGGAAGUGGCGCUGCACUGACGCUCCUUUUGUCUGUCAUGUGUGGCUCUUCACGGUUCCUCCUGGUUUCUCUGCUUUGAGGUGCAGCAAACACUAAACUCUGUUAGAGUGAAGCCUCAGACGGUUUCUGUCCAUUUAAAGCGGUCUUGGUCAAAGGAGGCGGAGAUGUUUGGCGGUAAUGUUCUCGUCUGUAACCUGCUGCGUCUGUCCUGCAGAAGCAAACGGAACGGUUGGUUGAAGAUCAACCAUCAGGUUGGUGGUCCUAAGGAGCUGCGCUUCCUAUAAUUAUUUACUGACAGAAAACUACUUUCAAAUAGUAAUAGAUUAAAGUGUAUUGGUUAUUGUUAUGCAAAAGUAAUCCAUUACUUUUACACAAGUCGUGUUACUCUGGUUACACAGUAGUGAAGCAUGCCAUGUGAAGGACAAACGUCAAGUCCUCAUUAAAGAAGAGAUGUUUGCUGGAAUCAGGAUUAUUCUAACACGCUUCACUGAAGCUCUGGAGCGUCAACACCACUGCUGUCAAUCAAAAUACUGAUAGGCUCCGCCCCCAAGUCUGAGACUGACAGGAUUCAGGAAAGCAGUGUGUUUAAAAAUAACUUUAUUCUCUUCUUUGAAAAACAUUGUCUUCAAAUACAAAGGCACAAAACUGUAAGGAAGUUAUCUGUGGAAGACACCUGCGAUCACCUGCAGCAGCCACAGGUGGCGCUGGAGAGUCAGGCCUGUGAGGGGGGGGAAGGUAAAUGGAGCUGAGAGGAACAUAAAUGUGCAGCUUCAGUUUCUGAGUGAAGAACGUCGGGUGUGAAACAGAAAGCUGCAGGGCUUCUCAGUUCUAGUCAUGACUGACUCCAGCACUGACAUCCAGCCCCUGAUUGGUGGAUGCUGACGGCGUGUCAUCGUCAAAGGUCAAGGGUCGAUCUCCUCUGGGAUAACGGUCAGCAUGACGUCCUCGUUGCCGCGCCUCACCACCAUCCUCAAAUUCUGCUCUCGCUUGAUGGUGGUGCUCACGUCAUUGGCCGAGGUGAUGUGCUCGCCAUUGAUGCUGAUGAUGACGUCCCUCUCCUUUAGCCCCGCCCUGCAGAGACAGACACGGCAGGUGAGGAGCUUCAUCUCUUCAGUCCUGCGCUUCAGUCCCACAUUACUUUGUUUUGCAAUCAUAAUAUGCUAAUAAGGUGGGCGGGUCUUCCUCAGCUGAUUGGUUUGAUGAAGUUACGGCAGAACCUUCAUGGGUCAGUAGUUCAUAGGAGUCCAGCUGAUGCUCCUUGUGUAGGACCGACCCAGCUGACCUCUUUGGAUCGCUUUUCCCAGACAACCAACAUUUGCAGCCACAGAAAUCCAUGAAUGUAGAAAUGUGGAAAUAAUUUCACCAAACAAUGUAAAUAAAAGAGUAAAAUCAAUAAUUCUGAAGGCA